AUGACUGCAGCGAAAUUUCUCACAGAAGGAUUAUUGCGCACCACUCGCCAAUGCGGUCUGUUCCAUGCACCGUUUCGGCGUGCGGCACUAAUUUGUAGGAAGACUUGCCAAUCCUGCUCUUGUCCUCAAGCUGACCACCCAUUAUGUGCAGUACCGCAGAGGGCCGCAGUGAUUCCAUCUGUCUAUUCGCGCACCUUUACGUCAACUUCGAGUAGAUCGCAUGGCCACGUACACAAGCCGAGACCCGGGGAAGAGUAUGCUGGGUCGGCUAGUGAAACCCCUGAAGCUUUCAUACUGACGCUUCUUAGGCUGUGGAUUACCUACAUUGACAAAGAUGGCGACAGCCACAAGAUUGCCGUCGCCGAGGGUGAUAAUUUACUAGAUAUUGCCCAGGCAAAUGAUCUCGAGAUGGAGGGUGCAUGCGGCGGUUCGUGUGCUUGUUCCACAUGUCACGUCGUCGUGGAGGGGGAGGAUUAUUACGAUAAGAUGACAGAGCCAGACGAUGACGAGAACGACAUGCUUGACCUAGCUUUUGGGCUCACCGAGACGAGUCGGUUAGGGUGCCAGGUCCAUAUGUCUAAGGACCUAGAUGGUUUAGUUGUCCGGCUACCAUCGAUGACAAGAAACUUGCAGGCCAGCGAUUUCCAGUCGAAAGCGACCGCAGGCAGUAGUAGUGUAUAG
Molecule: messenger RNA, 681 nt
Organism: Grosmannia clavigera kw1407
Lineage: Eukaryota; Fungi; Ascomycota; Sordariomycetes; Ophiostomatales; Ophiostomataceae
Product: 2Fe-2S iron-sulfur cluster-binding domain containing protein
Exons: 1
Coding region: 1-681 (226 amino acids)
Biological process (GO): P450-containing electron transport chain; positive regulation of oxidoreductase activity
Cellular component (GO): mitochondrion
Molecular function (GO): 2 iron, 2 sulfur cluster binding
Source: RefSeq, a predicted model, not a curated record